Messenger RNA from Puccinia graminis f. sp. tritici CRL 75-36-700-3, 4410 nucleotides. RefSeq lists its product as uncharacterized. Gene Ontology annotation, biological process: positive regulation of transcription by RNA polymerase II. The transcript is spliced from 8 exons. The record is from RefSeq and is a predicted model, not a curated record. NCBI's taxonomy places the organism in Eukaryota, Fungi, Basidiomycota, Pucciniomycetes, Pucciniales, Pucciniaceae. Gene Ontology annotation, cellular component: nucleus. The coding region runs from base 606 to 3560 and encodes 984 amino acids.
AGAUUGUUUAUAUUUUUCUACUUCUCUUCCUUCUUUCCUUCCGGCUCAUUUACGAAGUUCAACCAUCCAACUCACCCUCCUCAUCCAUCAACUUCCUCCCUCUCACCCCCCAGCUGCUUACCAAACUGCUGAACCUCACUGGGCUCCUAUCCCGUACCCAUCAGCCGAUCCCAAAAGGCCUACAUGCCAAAUCCCUCAACAACAACAGAUAUUUAAACAAACAAAUGCUUGCAAACAUAUCAGACUACAUAUCAUCUUCACAAUCACCCACCUCCAAUUCCUAUUAGUCCCCAACUCUCCCAUCUCCACCGACGCCCUCGAGCGAGAGAAUUCUAGCCAUCUGCUUCACCCUCCAGUCUUGAUUGAUCGGUUCCUCUCAGCUGAUCACUAUCUUUGCUGACUGUCUCAGAAACAACUAAGCUCAUUCACUCCCAACAUUAGAUUUGACAAGCACCUUGUUCAAAACCAUCCCCAGUACAAAAACAACAACAACAACAACUGAAAACUCCCAAUAACCUGGUACUCAUUGUCCAGCUCACGAUCGAACCUGCACGACUUGAACAAACACAACUGAAUCGCCCAGCUCAGACUAUCUGUCUUCGAUCAUGACUCACAUCCUCCCGGCUGGGGCACCCCAUAACGGCACGGCUUCUGCCCAAGUAUUGCAGUGCGAAUGGCAGGAGCCAGCCUGCUCAGAAUUGUUUCCAGAUCCUGAGGCCCUCUAUCGUCAUCUUUGCGAUCGCCACAUCGGUCGUAAAUCAACUGGAAACCUCACCCUUCGUUGCCAUUGGAAGAAUUGCGAAACAGUUUGCGUCAAGCGAGACCACAUCACCAGUCAUUUGAGGGUUCAUACACCUCUCAAGCCCCACAAUUGCGACGUUUGCGGCAAAGCCUUCAAGCGACCCCAAGAUCUCAAGAAGCACGAAAAGAUUCACACAGAGGAACAUCACAUCCACCAUAAACAUUCUAAAGCAGCCAAAGCUCCUGCGUUCUACCCAGUCAACUACAGCAAUCGCCCUUACGCUCCACUUCCUCAGCAUGCCCAAGCUCAACAGUCCCACACUAUGUCCUCAUCAACUAGCCCGUUUGACUUCAACAAUUCUCAGAACUCCAAUCAAUUUUCUUGGCCCUCAGUCCGUCACUUGGUACAACAACAACAAGAUAUGAAUGAAUCGGUUGUCAUCCAUGGUCUAGCACAGGCAGCUGCUCAACAAGCCUAUCACUCCGUACUAGCCAGCUCGACUGUUAGCUCUCAGAAUCUCAUGGGUGGCGUGCAAUCUGUCACCGGGCCUAUCUUUCCAAACGCUGUCUCAUACCCCACCCCCAUGCCCUCAGCCACAACGACUCAUAUGUCCAUGACGAACAACCCACUUGCACCCGUCUCUAGUGUUGAUUGCUCUCGACAGUUUGCCUCUUCUGGGGCCGACUUGAGCUACCCAUCCCUGCAGAUGUUGAGUAGUCGCCCUCAGAAUACUAGUAUUUCUGGCGCUUCGAUCGGCUCGAUUACCGACUGCUUAUCUGAUCAAGGCUUGUCCAACUUUUCUCAAGAUCCUGGUCCGUAUGUCAGCCAAUCCACGCGGACUCCCCCUCAUCCUAGCUACGCCCGAUCGAGCUUGAGCUCACCCCCUCAUCACCCGCUUUCACCACCGGGUGCAGCUUCUGAUAUCACCCGAUCCCAAACCAGCGACGAUCUGUUCCAGAGCCUCUGCGCUCCUCGUCAUUCAUUUAGUGCUCAGCCACCCCCGCCUGUCGGAGGACACAAGCGUGAUUAUGAUGAAGCUGUCUACGACUUGAUUUCGAGAUGCAAGCGAAGUAAAUUUGAGGAAGAUUCGGACGAGACCAUCGCCCGAUUGGCCAAAUUCCUAUGUCCCGACGUCAAUCUCAACCUUCCCUCGUUGGAUUCACAUAGCUCCUCUGAUGCGUCGUCACCGGUCUCGUCGCCCCAUCCUUACCCGGCCGAGCAGAGCUCUACACUGAGCCCGCCAUCGGACCUUGAUUGGCUUGCGGACAAAGCUGAGACGGACAAGUUGACUGAUUUGCUAGCCCACAUUGGGAGCGAAAUCGAGUCGUCGACGGCCGCCAUAUUCGGACCCUCCUGGCCAGAUAUACUGUCAUUCAACACCAGCCUGCCGACUGAGCAGCCAGCAGUCAAGAGGACUUCGACAACUUCCCUCUCCAGCGCUCCUCUCAACCAUCAUAUCCCGAAUGCUGAACUUGAUCGUACUUCCUCAUUCCACACUGCACGCCACCCCCACAAUCCGUCCUAUGGAUCCAUGCCUCCGGUCACUUCUUCAUCCAAUUAUCCAACCCUGCCGACCUCCUAUUGCGGCUAUCCUAAUCUUCAGCGACCCCCGGCUGACUGCCAAAUGCGAGUCUCCAAACCGCUAGCGCCACCUGAGCUUUCGUCCGCCUCGUAUUACUCCGCGCCUAUGAGUCUUCACAAGGUUAAUCCGCUCCAACGAGCCAUGCCAGUGGCUACUCAUGCGCCCACGAACAUGGAAUCCGCGCUUCAGCCCUCCGGCCAGAAACUGGCGGACCAAGUCGACUUCUCGAACGACGGGGCCGAUUCAAGUUCUCGUCGGCUGAGCAUCGACCAAAGUCUCGAGUUGGCCCCCAUGGGCCUCAGCAAAUCCAAGCCGUUAUCCGGGACCACCUUACCACCGCUCCGGACUUUGUUUGGCGAUUCUGAUCGGGGUUCGUCGCCGGCCAGUGCAGUCUCAUCCCCGGGUUCGCCAGCCCAAUUCAGUAGCUUUGUGCCGGCCGGACGCAGCGCGAGCAGCGGACCGAAGUCGAUCUAUCCCUCGUUAAUGAAUUUGACCGCAACUUUCGGCCGGUCCGCGGAGGACAAGACUGCUAGUGAAAGGACGGAGACGGCGGACUCGCUCGUGCCCAGCGUGCGUGGGAUGAACCUUGCUUCUCGCAGGGCGAGUGUGGCCUCAAUCAGAUCGUCCUCGUCGCCGGCAGUGCCGGAGGAGUGGGUGAAUGAGAUCGGCGAGGAGCCGUCACCUCGAGAGGAAGGAGACUCGGACUCGGAGGAAGGCGGCGAGGGCGGCGAGAGUUUGCCGCAUCACAAACGGUUCCGACUCUCGCCCCGCUCGACAACCCGCUCGACGCCCUCCCUGGCCGGAUCGGCUGCCCAAAGCCUCGUCCACAACAGCCUCUCGGGUAACGACAAGGAUACGCUCGACCAUACCGGCAAGCAGCUCAGCCUCAUCCAUUCCCUUAUCAUUCGCAUCAACGAGGCCCAUCGUCAGACCAUCAUCGCCCGAUCCGCAGCUCGACUGGCGCCGGCGUAUCCUUACUACCCCUCGCCCAGCCAGUUCGCCGCUCGAAAGGAAGGCUCCCUCCCUCUUGUGGACGAUGACAACGACGACAACAGUCCGACUGCUCCGAAGUCACUAAUGUCGUAUGAGCUUCCCCUCUGCUUCCCCCCCCCCCCUUUGACUAUACUCUCUUUUUGUUUUUUUCAAACCUCGGAUCGAUUGCCGUGCUUUGUGCCAUCUCGAAUGAUGCUGUUUCGUUCUUUUUUUUCGUCUCUUCUUUUUUUUUUUUUUGGCUGACUCGUUCUCAUUAUAUUGCUCAAUGAUCUAACCAAGAUAUAUAUACAUAUAUAUAUACCUAUAUAUAUAACAGUUUUUUUAUGAAAAAAAAUUGGGUUUCAAAACCACAUAAGAAUCAAAAAAAAAAUACACACAUAUAUAUAUAUAUACAAAAACUAACGAAGAAAAAAAAAAAAAAAAAAACUAAAAAUCGACAAAUGAACUCAAAAAAUUGAACAGUUCUAUGUGUUUAUGUACUCCGGCUAUGUAGUGCCUUGUCUUCAUCGUUCCCCCAUCUCUCGUCUCGAAAUUUUUCACAUAUUGAUCAUUAACGCGACCCACAUCCAAACAUGAGCUCUUCUUAGUCCUCCAUUCCAAUGUCUCUGUUCAUAAUCAUAUGCAUGCUGUGCUUGGGUUUCCAAUCUUAUGUUCGCGUUUUUUUUUUGAUGGUAUUUCAUUCUAUUGGUUUUGGUUUUGCCUUUUGGUUUUUUUGGUUUUUGGAUUUUGUUUGAUGGGGAGAGAAGUCCGGGUUGGCGGACGAUGUGGGGGGUGACUGGUGCUCAUUCCGCUGCUCGACUCGAAGAAUACUCUCACCCUCAGCAAUCCUUGAUAUAAUAUGCGUCUGCGGUAGUUCCUUUGUUUCUUCUCAGCUUUCUUUCCUUUUCUUUCCUUCUUUCUCCUUGAAAUCUUUACAUCCAUCGCUAUUAUAUAUAACAUACAUAUAUAUAUCCAGAAAUGUGUUUGUACACAUAGUUAGUCUUGUUGGCUUCCAUGCUCCUCUUGCUUCACACACACACGCGCGCGCGUGUUCCUUCCUUCUCUUGGCUGAUGAUCCGAAAACAGACAUGCAAAUAAUUAUAUAUUGUCAGUG